Folsomia candida is the source of this 1152-nucleotide messenger RNA. RefSeq lists its product as uncharacterized. The coding region runs from base 408 to 1118 and encodes 236 amino acids. The transcript is spliced from 2 exons. NCBI's taxonomy places the organism in Eukaryota, Metazoa, Arthropoda, Collembola, Entomobryomorpha, Isotomidae. The record is from RefSeq and is a predicted model, not a curated record.
GUAAAAUGCGUAUAAUACUGCAUUUCAUUAUAGAAAGAAGUGAGAACCACGAACGACAAACUCGUUGAACUCCUCGCAUGCAUGGGUCUCGACCGUACACAUAAAUUGAAUAUGUUUGCAAUAAACAGUGAAUAUAAAGCUGCAGAUUUUUUGUUCCGUCAAAAGUUUACAAUUUCAAUUAGCAUCUAUUGAGCCAUCAGUUAAAGUUGAUGUUGAAAUUAAGCGUCGUCCCAGUCUCACUCCUUCGUAGAUCUUGGGACAGUAAUAAUUCCAUAUUUUUUCGCUGAAGUCAACUCCUCCAGAAAGCGUGACAUGUAGGAGUCGCAAUUUUUAUAUAUUCUUUUUUUACUACUACGUGAGUGAAUUUUUGCUGGAAAUGAAAAAUACGGUUUAAAAAGAAAUUCGAAAUGGUACUUCCACCAGAUCGGUCUCCCACCUUGACGCCAGCUACGUCAUCCUCGUCAACCCCAACGCCUCCAGGUUCUACACCCCCCGUUGGGAAGAAACCCUCCACUUACAGUUCCCUUCGAUACUCACCCCCCAAAAGGGGAACGUACGUCGUAAAUCAUCAAGUUCAAUCUAAAACUAAGAUUUUAUCGAUUCGGUCAACAACACUUGCACCAGCGGGAGGAGUUUCGCCGUCGUCUGCAUCGUCAUCUCCUCGACCCAUCAAGAAAAAUGCUGGAGCUAACAAACAUCUCGCCACGCCAGAAAAUUUUGAACUCCAACAGUCCUCAUCUUCUUCACCGGAUAGUGCAAAAUCCAGAAAGGAGAAUAAGCCCCCAGUCAUUAUUGCGUCGCAACCAGUAACGCAAAACUGCAUACCUCCUCCUCAAACCAAUGACUUGAGGGUUCAAGAUUUCCACGAAGACGUCUCCGUGAACACGCCACUUCUCAAGAAAGAUACAGAAUUGGUGGUCAAUUGCAGUGAAGAUGGCUCCGUGAUGAUGCCAUCACAAGGUCAAAAUAAUAAUAGUGUUAGGAUCGUGUCAAACUCAAAUGCAGGUUUGCAUGACUUCCAUUACGGGAGUGGACAACGAGGUGAAAAACGUACGGUGGAAAAUGGGUGCUGCGAUUGUCUCUUUAAUUGCUUUGAAUGCUUGUUUGUCAUUUUUUAAAUAGUGUUGAAAAUAAAUUUUUAAAUAUUAAUAC